AUGGAAGCAGAAACAGGGAGCACCAUGGAGACUGGAAAGGGCACCAAUCGAGGCGUUCGAAUUGCACUGGCCCUGUUUGUUGGUGGCACCCUGGUCCUGGGCACACUGCUCUUCCUAGUGAGUCAAGGUCUCCUAAGCUUCCAAGCUAAACAGGAGUACUGCCUGAAGCCAGAGUGCAUAGAAGCCGCCGCUGCCAUCAUGAGCAAAGUAAAUCUUUCUGUGGAUCCUUGUGAAAAUUUCUUCCGGUUUGCUUGUGAUGGCUGGAUAAACAAUAACCCAAUCCCUGAAGAUAUGCCAAGCUUUGGAGUUUAUCCUUGGCUGAGACACAAUGUUGACCUCAAGCUGAAGGCACUUCUGGAGAAAUCAGUCAGUCGAAGGCGGGACAUUGAAGCUGUACAGAAAGCCAAAAUCCUUUAUUCAUCCUGCAUGAAUGAGAAAGCGAUUGAAAAAGCAGACGCCAAGCCCCUGCUCCACAUCUUGCGGCAUUCACCUUUCCGCUGGCCUGUGCUUGAAGCUAAUAUUGGUCCUGAAGGGGUUUGGUCAGAGAGAAAAUUCAGCCUCUUGCAAACGCUUGCAACAUUCCGUGGCCAAUACAGCAAUUCUGUGUUCAUCCGUUUGUAUGUGUCCCCCGAUGACAAGGCGUCCAAUGAACAUAUCUUGAAGCUGGACCAAGCAACACUCUCCCUGGCUGUGAGGGAAGACUUCCUUGAUAACAGUACGGAGGCCAAAUCUUAUCGGGAUGCCCUUUAUAAGUUCAUGGUGGACACUGCGGUGCUUUUAGGAGCUAAUAGCUCUCGAGCUGAACAUGACAUGAAGUCAGUGCUUAGACUGGAAAUUAAGAUAGCUGAGAUAAUGAUUCCACACGAAAACCGAACCAGUGAGGCUAUGUAUAACAAAAUGAACAUCUCAGAACUCAGUGCUAUGAUUCCCCAGUUUGACUGGCUGGGCUAUAUCAAGAAGGUCAUUGAUACCAGACUCUACCCACACUUGAAAGACAUCGGUCCCUCGGAGAAUGUGGUGGUCCGCGUCCCACAAUACUUUAAAGAUUUAUUUAGGAUAUUAGGUUCUGAGAGGAAGAAAACCAUUGCCAACUAUUUGGUGUGGAGAAUGGUUUAUUCCAGAAUUCCAAACCUCAGCAGGCGCUUUCAAUAUAGAUGGCUGGAAUUCUCAAGGGUGAUCCAGGGGACCACGACUCUGCUGCCUCAGUGGGACAAAUGUGUAAACUUUAUUGAAAGUGCCCUCCCUUAUGUUGCGGGGAAAAUGUUUGUGAAUGUUCACUUCCAGGAAGAUAAGAAGGAGAUGAUGGAAGAAUUGAUUGAGGGUGUUCGCUGGGCCUUUAUUGACAUGCUGGAGAAAGAAAAUGAAUGGAUGGAUGUGGGAACAAAAAGGAAAGCUCAAGAAAAGGCAAGAGCUGUUUUGGCAAAAGUUGGCUAUCCAGAAUUUAUAAUGAAUGAUACUCAUGUUAAUGAAGACCUCAAGGCAAUGAAAUUUUCAGAAUCGGACUACUUUGGCAAUGUGCUGCAAACCCGCAAAUAUUUAGCACAGUCUGAUUUCUUCUGGCUAAGAAAACCUGUUCCCAAAACAGAGUGGUUUACAAAUCCAACAACAGUCAAUGCCUUUUACAGUGCAUCCACCAACCAGAUACGAUUUCCAGCUGGUGAGCUGCAGAAGCCUUUCUUUUGGGGAACAGAAUACCCUCGAUCCCUGAGUUAUGGUGCUAUAGGAGUAAUUGUUGGACAUGAAUUUACACAUGGAUUUGAUAAUAAUGGUAGAAAAUACGAUAAAAAUGGAAACCUUGAUCCUUGGUGGUCUGUGGACUCGGAAGAAAAGUUUAAGGAAAAAACAAAGUGCAUGAUUAGCCAGUAUAGCAACUAUUAUUGGAAGAAAGCUGGCUUAAAUGUGAAGGGGAAGAGGACCUUGGGAGAAAAUAUUGCUGAUAACGGAGGUCUACGAGAGGCCUUUAGGGCUUACAGGAAAUGGGUAAAUGACAGACGACAGGGGGUUGAAGAGCCUCUCCUACCAGGCAUCACAUUCACCAACAACCAGCUCUUCUUCCUGAGUUAUGCUCAUGUGAGGUGCAAUUCCUACAGACCAGAAGCCGCCAGAGAACAAGUCCAAAUUGGUGCUCACAGUCCUCCACAAUUUCGGGUCAAUGGUGCUGUUAGCAACUUUGAGGAAUUUCAGAAAGCUUUUAACUGUCCUCCGAAUUCCAGCAUGAACAGAGGUGUGAAUUCCUGUCGACUCUGGUAG
This is a messenger RNA of Arvicola amphibius (Eurasian water vole), 2250 nucleotides long. RefSeq names its product phosphate regulating endopeptidase homolog X-linked (gene Phex). Gene Ontology annotation, biological process: protein processing. The transcript is spliced from 22 exons. The record is from RefSeq and is a predicted model, not a curated record. Gene Ontology annotation, cellular component: plasma membrane. Lineage: Eukaryota; Metazoa; Chordata; Mammalia; Rodentia; Cricetidae. The coding region runs from base 1 to 2250 and encodes 749 amino acids. Gene Ontology annotation, molecular function: metalloendopeptidase activity.